Molecule: messenger RNA, 2086 nt
Organism: Blepharisma stoltei
Lineage: Eukaryota; Ciliophora; Heterotrichea; Heterotrichida; Blepharismidae
Source: the annotation of a GenBank genome assembly
AUGGUGACUUUAAUCUUAUUGCUUGCAAUAGGUGCAUUGGCAAGACUUAAAAGCAGUUUUAGGUUUGUGACUCCAGCUGAAGUGGGGGCUUCCUACCAAACCUUAUAUUUUACUGACUCCCCCCAUCCUUGAUCGAAUAAUUGACUGUAAAAAUUACUAAAAAUUGGGGAAAUUAACCCCCAUCCUUGAUCGAACGAUUUUCAUAUCAUGCAAAAUUUUAUAUAUAUAUAAAAAUAUAUAUAUUAGUUAGUAAAAGCUUUGGAAGAUAUACAUAAUGAAGUUGUUUUCAAAGACUUUGAGACGACAGAAAGCUUCGAAGUCAACCAUUCGAAGUGAUUUAGUUAUCAACCUAGGCUUAAAAACCCAAUAAUCUAAUAAAAUACAGAUUCUUUAAAAUUUUUUAAAAAACAAAAUUAAUUUAAUGAGGAACAAAUUAAAAUUUAUACAGUUUAAAGGGGGUAGCUAAUAAAUCAAAAUAUUAAAAAUUGGUAUUUUUAUAUGAAAUUAAUUCAAUUUUUUGCUGUAAAAAUAAUUAUGAAAUACUCUUAACACUCUUAUUUAAAAGUAAAUAAAAAUAUAUAUAUAUAUUUUAUUUUAUAUAUAAAUUUUUUUUCCCAAAAAAAAUUUUUUUUUAACCCCCAUCCUUGAUCAAACGACGGCGAGUCGUUCGAUCAAGGAUUGGGGGAGUGAGAAGUUGGACCAUAUCAAUGGAGAUCCAGGAAUCAUCAACAUCAAAGUCCUAUUAAAACAAGGCCAUCCUAAUUCUCCUCUUUUUGUGUAUGUUGGAGGAGAAGCCCCAAUUGAAGUAUUUUAUACAGCUACCGGGAUUCUUGUCGGCUACUAUGGGCCUAAAUACAACGCAACUAUAGCAUUUAUAGAGCACAGAUAUUAUGGUGAGUCCAUUCCUAAUACCUAUAGUUACAAAUACUUAAGCACAGACCAAGCUCUUUGGGAUUUCGCUGACAUCGUAAGCCAACUCAAGCCACAAAACAAUACUCCUGUAGUAGCAUUCGGAGGCUCCUACGCAGGAAUGCUGUCAGCUUUCUUUAGAAUUAAAUAUCCUCAUUUGGUCGAUGGUGCAAUUGCAAGCUCAGCUCCGCUUUUAAUGUAUACCUAAUUAUAAUGAAUAGCCCAGGAACCUUAUAAUAUUUUAUAUUUAAAUAGGAUAAGAUCUAAUUGUAUGAUACAAUUAUUCAAUAAUUAGGUAUAUCUUGAUACAGACGGCUCAUCAUUUUCUCAUAUAGCUUCUAUGGACUAUUUCUUAGUAGACCGAAAUUGUAUGGGUAACGUUUUUGACGGCUUCAAUAUUUUGGACAACUUUAUAGAUCGACCUUUACAAUACCCAGCGCUAGAGCUGAUUUUUAAGACUUGCAAUAGUAUUGAUGAGAUGUCUGAUGUUAUGGCCUUAGAAGACUUCUUAACCGAUGCUUUUCAAACGAUGGCUCAAUUUAACUAUCCUUAUCCUUACAAUAUUGCAGGCACGCUUCCAGCAUUUCCAGUUAACGUAAGCUGCUCAAUUAUGUCUCAGCAUACUCAGACUGAAAAUAUGUGGACGACUUUGCAAGGUUUGGCAUUAAUUGCUGAUAUUUUUUACAAUUCCACAGGCCAAACAACCUGCUUUGAUACUUAUUAUGAUUCCAGCAUGCAAGCUGACCCUUGGACUUAUCAAACUUGUACUGAACUUUUAAUGCCAUAUGGACAGUAUGGGUUGCCUAAUGAUAUGUUCCCUAAACGCCCAUGGAGUUUUACUCAGUUUAGUCAGCAAUGCAUGCAAACAUUUGGGGUGAGUCCAAGAUUGGAUUGGGAGCCUGUUAAUUAUGGAAUGACUGCUAAUGUAAAUUCUACGCUGAGAUAUGCAUCGAAUAUUGUUUUUUCACAAGGAGUGAUGGAUCCUUGGUCUGGAGGAUGCAUUCAAGAUGAAAUCAACGCUAAUACGUUGGUAAUCAAAAUUUCAAAAGCUGCCCAUUGCUUUGAUCUGAAAUCUCCAUCUCCAAGAGACCCGCAGUCACUGAUACUGGCAAGACAGCAAGAAGAAAUUUUGAUUAACCAAUGGAUUGGAUCGAAGCUGGCAAUGCUAGACCGCUAA